CGAUACCGCAGGAAGCAUAACAAUAGUGAUCUCGACCAAUCCAUAAAUCACUUCGAACGCGCCUCGGAUCUCUGCCCCGUGGAUCAUCCCUAUCGUUCUGCAGCACUGGUCAAUCUAGCCACCGCAAAGUUCAUUAGUUGUCAAGCCAACAGAAUAUACCUCGACCUCGACAUACCUAUCUCUCUUUUUCAAGAAGCACUUGAUUUGUGUUUCACUGGUCAUCCAGACCGACCCACCACCCAACUCCAUCUUGCGAUUUCUCUGCUCUCUCGCUUCGCGAGACAGGGAUUUCAAACAGAUGUCGACACGGCUAAAGAGUUACUGAGCGAAGUGCUUGAUCUCUGUCACUCCAACAGCCACAUUUACAGAGCAUGUUUGAUUGCAAUGGAAACAUCCGCUCUGCAUUCAGAGCAGUGUUUGCAGGGAGAUGAACCCCGUGUUUUAGAUGAAGUGAUAUCUCUUCAUUAUGAUGCACUGGGAUACUACAAUACCAGACAUACUUACCGAGGGAAAUUGCUAGGUAAUUUGGCUGUAAUGCUGGCGACUCGCUUCGAGCGUCAAGGCAAUGGCAAAGACUUAGAUCAGGCUAUCACACUUCAGACGGAAGUGCUGACCUUACGCCCGGUCGGUCACACAGAUCGGUCCACAUCAUUGUAUAACCUUGCGGCUCUUCUCUCCUUCAGCUUUGAGCACCGAGGCAGCGACAAAGACUUGGAUCAGGCUAUCGCACUUCACAAGGAAGCCCUGGACUUGCGCCCCGUCGAUCACGCUGAUCGGUCCAUGUCAUUAAAUAACCUCGCAGCUCAACUCUCCUCCCGCUUCGAACGCCGAGGCAACGAGGAAGACUUGGAUCAGGCUAUUGCACUUCACAAGGAAGCCCUGGCCUUGUGCCCCGUCGGUCACACAGAUCGGUUCAUGUCAUUAAAUGACCUCGCGAAUCAGCUCUCCUCCCGCUUUGACCACCGAGGCAACGAGGAAGACUUGGAUCAGGCUAUCGCACUUCACAAGGAAGCCCUGGCAUUGUGCUCAGUCGGUCACACAGAUCGAUCUAUAUCAUUAAAUAACCUUGCGAAUCAACUCUCCUCCCGCUUCAAGUACCGAGGCAACGACGAAGACUUGGAUCAGGCUAUCGCAUUUCACAGGGAAGCGUUGGCCUUGCGCCCCGUCGGUCACACAGAUCGGUCCAUAUCAUUAAAUAACCUCGCAGCUCAACUGUCCUCCCGCUUUGAUCACCGAGGCAACGAUGAAGACUUGGAUCAGGCUAUCGCAUUUCACAGGGAAGCCCUGGCCUUGCGCCCUGUCGGUCACACAGAUCGGUCCAUAUCAUUGCAUAACCUCGCAGCUCAACUCUCCUUUCGCUUUAACCACCAAGGCAAUGACGAAGACUUGGAUCAGGCUAUCGUUCUUCAGAGAGAAGCCCUGGCCUUGUGCCCGAUCGGUCACACAGAUCGGUCCAAAUCAUUAAAUAACCUCGCAGCUCAACUCUCCUCCCGCUUUGCCCACAUAGGCAACGAGGAAGACUUGGAUCAGGCUAUCGUUCUUCAGAGAGAAGCCCUGGCCUUGUGCCCCGUCGGUCACACAGAUUGGUCCAUGUCAUUAACUAACCUCGCCGAUCAACUCUCCUUCCGCUUCGAACGCCGAGGCAACGGCGAAGACUUGGAUCAGGCUAUCGCACUUCUCAAGGAAGUCCUGGCCUUGCGCCCCGUCGGUCCCACAGGUCGGUCCAAAUCACUAAAUAACCUCGCGAAUCAACUCUCCUCCUGCUUUGACCGCCGAGGCAAUGAGGAAGACUUAGAUCAGGCUAUCGCACUUCUCAGGGAAGCACUGGCCUUGUGCCCGGUCGGUCACUCAAAUUGGUCCAAAUCAUUGAAUGACCUUGCGAAUCAACUCUCCUCUCGCUUUGCCCACAGAGGCAAAGACGAAGACUUAGAUCAGGCUAUCGCACUUCACGGGGAAGCGCUGGCCUUGUGCCCGGUCGGUCACACAGAUCGGUCUACAUCAUUAAAUAAUCUCGCGAAUCAACUCUCCUCCCGCUUUAACCACCGAGGCAACGAUGAAGACUUGGAUCAGGCUAUUGCACUUCACAGGGAAGCCCUGGCCUUGCGCCCGGUCGGUCACGCAGAUCGUUCCACAUCAUUAAAUAACCUCGCAGCUCAACUCUCCUCCUGCUUUAACCACCGAGGCAACGAGGAAGACUUGGAUCAGGCUAUCGCACUUCACAGGGAAGCCCUGGCCUUGCGCCCUGUCGGUCACAUAUAUCGGUCCAUAUCAUUGCAUAACCUCGGGAAUCAACUCUCCUCCCGCUUCAAGCACCAACACAAUAGAGAAGACUUUGAGGAUCUGAAUGCCGCCAUGCAUCAUCUCAAGGCAGCAGUAAAUCUUGUCUCUGGAGGAUUGCUAUCCCGCCUGCGAACAAGUCUGCUCUGGGUUGAUGUUGCCUCUCAACAUUCACAUGCCACUGAACUAGAGGCAUAUGCAACGUCCAUGCAACUUCUGGACGCUUACAUGUCUACAACAGCUUCAAUAUCGUCUCGUCACAAUAUCAUGAAGGACUUCCCAAGUACACUUGCCGUUGAUGCUGCAUCCUGUGCUCUUCGUAGUGGUGAUGUGUGUCGCGCUGUCGAGUUGCUGGAACAAGGCAGGACUAUCAUCUGGACCCAGAUGACACGACUCCGCACCCCUCUUGACAGCCUCCAGACUCAUGGCGAUCAUGCAGUAGCCCUGAUGAAGAGAUUCAGAGACCUCAGCUCCCUUCUCGAUAAACCUCCUGCGAACUAUUCAGAAGGAAACCCGAGAGUCGACAUAGAAGUGGAGGAAACCCGGUACAGACGUCUAGUGGAGGAGUGGAAUAAAGCUGUAGAAGAGAUCCGGAAGAUCGAGAGCUUCUCACGCUUCCUCCUUCCCCCCUUAUUCUCUGAUCUUCAAGAUGCAGCUUGUGAUGGGCCUAUCAUCGUGCUCAUCCCGAGCAAGUCGUCGUGCCACGCCAUUAUCAUCCCGCACAAGCAACCUCCAACUAGCAUACAACUCCUUACCGAUUUUCUGAAACUCUUCAAAUUGGUACUGGCACUCCGAGAGGCAGUUGAAAAAGAGGCCGGUCCUAAAGGGCACCAAACAGCGCUGAUAAAAGCUUUGAGAGAGUUGUGGGACAACGUGGUCGGCCCGGUAGUCGAAAGUCUGGGCGGAAUUGCACGACGAGGUUCCCGAAUAUGGUGGUGCCCGACGUCUCUCGCCAAUUUCUUGCCAUUACAUGCUGCUGGCGAGUACAGGCCCAAGGGAAAGUCCCUUUCGCAGCAGUAUAUUUCUUCGUACACGCCAUCGCUCACCGCGCUGAUCAAGGCUCGCGGAAGUCAUGGCAGGUCCUUGUCAGUGCCCUUCGUUGCCAUUGGUCAGGAUUGCCCAGCCGGUGCCUCAUUCACUUUGGAUGCUGUGGAGCCUGAGCUGGAGUUGGUGCGGAGGCUUUUGCCUCCUCCCCCUACUGUUUCCUUCUCCAAGGUCACCAGCAUUGAUGCUACGAAAUCGAGAGUACUGCGUGCAUUGCGGGACAAUACUUGGCUCCAUCUUGCGUGUCACGGGACACAGAGAUUCGACGAACCCUUCAAGUCAGCCUUUCUUAUGCACGACCAGCCGCUUUCGCUCCUCGACAUCACACAGACGGAUCUGUCUCGGCAUGAAUUUGCAUUUCUCUCUGCCUGUCAAACCGCAGUCGGUGCCUUUAGCACGCCCGACGAAGUGAUACACCUAGCGGCUGGCUUGCAAUUUGCUGGGGUUAACAGCGUCGUUGGAACAUUGUGGAAGGUCACUGAUAGUACCGUGCAGCACUUAGUCGAGGCAUUCUACAAAAACUUAUGUGGGAAUGGCCCAAUGAAUUCCAAACGAGCUGCCUGGGCGCUGCACCAAGCGGUCCAGUCGUUGGCUCAUGACGAGAACAUUAUAAUGCCCUUGGACCAGCGCAUAGUGUUCGUGCAUAUCGGC
This is a messenger RNA of Suillus bovinus, 3972 nucleotides long. RefSeq names its product CHAT domain-containing protein. The record is from RefSeq and is a predicted model, not a curated record. The annotation marks the transcript as partial. The transcript is spliced from 3 exons. Gene Ontology annotation, molecular function: protein binding. Lineage: Eukaryota; Fungi; Basidiomycota; Agaricomycetes; Boletales; Suillaceae.